Molecule: messenger RNA, 4242 nt
Organism: Seminavis robusta
Lineage: Eukaryota; Bacillariophyta; Bacillariophyceae; Naviculales; Naviculaceae
Source: the annotation of a GenBank genome assembly
AUGAGAAACCUUGCUUUAGUUGGAGAGUCUCGACGGGAGAUUGAGUUGCCAGAGUUGGCUCCUCCUGGUCCCAACGGUCGCCAUGCCGUGGAUAUUUUCCAGACCGUGUCGGAUGGGUUUUCCGAUGGUUCCAGCAGUUUUGUCUUGACCAACGAUGGCUUUUUGCUCAAAGUACACAAUAAUAAUAAUAAGGACAGCAGCAACAAUAACAAUAAACCCGAAUGGAUUGCGCCUCUGGAUCAAUUGUGUGAAAAUCCCGGUGGAGAGUGGUUCGAUCUUUCCUAUGUCGAUUCCGGAAAUGAACUCUUGCUGGUCUGUCUUUCCCACAAUGGCGCCAUUGUCACGGUCGAUCCCACCAGUGGACAAGCCGAGCUGGUGGGGGAAUUUGAACAUGGGUUGCAAACGGGAGCCUUUUCUCCCGAUGGUGAAUUGCUGUGUCUCUUGACUUUUUCGGAACCAGAAGAAGAAGAAACUACGAAAAGAAAUUCGGCACUCUUAUUGAUGAAUGCUCAGUGGGAUGUCCUGGCCGAAGUCAACAUUCCAGCUCAUAUUCCCUCCGAACAAGAAAAAUCGGCUGAUUCCAAGGUAUCCAUGUGCUGGAGACCGGACGGAGCCUAUGUCGCUCUCUCCACAGUGGAUAUGUCCGACAGUAUGCGAAAAGUCAGAAUCUACAAACGAGACAAUCUACAAUUUCAUGGCAUUGGACAAAUGGAGGAUGGCAGUGGCAAACUGGUGCCCAACAUGAUGGCAUCGGCGGGUAUUGGUUGGGCAGGAGCCGGAUGCUCUCAACUCUUGGCAGCGGCACAGAGAAAAGGAAAAAAGGGCAUUCAAAUUAUAUUCUUCGAACCCAAUGGCAAUCGACAUCGAGAGUUUCUCUUGCGAGAAAAGAAUGCAGCAACCACACACGUGCGAGGAUUAGCGUGGAAUGUCGAAUCGGAUAUGCUGGCAGUGUCACUGAGAGAAGAGGGGGGAGUGGACAAGGUGCAAGUGUGGCAUCGCAGCAAUUAUCAUUGGUAUCUCAAACAGGAGAUUCGCCAUGACAACAAAGUUGCCAAGGUGAUGUUUCACCAAGAAAAACCCAAUCUGCUAUUGGUGUUGUUCCAGGAUAGCUUGAAAUAUCACGAAUACGAGUUCCUUUGGCAUCCCAGCAAUGUUCAAAUCAUGGCGCCAAACACUUGUAUGGCGCAUGUUGUGGAUGGGGCUGCUCUCCACAUGACGGCCCUGGACCGGGCCAUCGUUCCACCUCCCAUGUCGGCGUUCCACGUGGUCAUGGACAGUCCAAUCUGCCAACUCCUGUUUUCCAAAGAUGCAACCCACCCAGUGUCGUCCGUGGUCUGCCUAUCGGAUGGCUCGGUCGUUCUUCUCGGGAAUCCUCUGACAACAAUCAACGGGCGAACACGAUACACGGCUCCAGCGGUCGUCGCAAAAGCCAGCCUCCGGGAUUUGCAGGGGGUGGACUGGACCACGUUGCGGUCAUUUGCCAUGGUUCAGCAGACCAGCACGUCCAUCACAUUGCUCGCUGUGGCUUGCGCACCCGCCAAUGAAACAGCGGAAAGCCUGAGGAGUCUUACCAUUAAUUGGACAACUGAAGGCGAAAAUACGACGGCGUCACUGUCUCUCUCCGACAAUGUGAUUGCACUCGAUCAAAGGGUAUUGAGUAUGGCGCCAUGGGUAGACUCUCCUACAGGGGCAUUGCUGGAACUGGAAGAUGGGAAACUCUUCGAGUUUGAGGUUGAAUCCGGGCAACUCAACCCAAUCGUAGGGCAAGAAUUCAUGGAGCCGUGCUCGUGGAUUGCUGGACUCAAGGACACUGCUCUUCUCACGGGAGGCCUCGGAGAAGAGGAAACAAUGCCGCUCGUGUUUGGUCUCUCAUCCAGGUCACGGCUAUUCUAUCAUGACCUGCUACUGGCAGAUGCUGUGUCAUCAUUCUUCGUGUCGGCAACACACCAGUAUCUGGCGUUUGUCGCUGCCGACGGUCCGAGGUCGCAACUGCGGUUUUUGCCACUAAAAGACUUGCAAAAGUUUGAUUCACUCAUGGGAUCUGAUCAAAACAUUGUGCUUGGCUACGAGCCGCGCAGCGUAGAGCGAGGCGCACGGUUGGUUGCUAUCCUCCCAGGAUCACCCAUGGCAGUCCUUCAAAUGCCUCGAGGUAACCUCGAGGGGAUUUACCCACGUGCUCUGAUUCUUCGAUAUGUCAUGGAGAAAAUUUCGAAGAGCUGUUAUGGGGAAGCCUUUUCCAUGAUGAGACGACAAAAAGUGAACCUUAACCUCAUUGUUGACUUGAAUCCGAGAAAGUUUCUAGACGAGGACCUUUCGCUGUUUUUGACUCAAGUCAAGGUCAUUGAUCACUUGAAUCUUUUCAUAUCCUGCCUGCAAAACUGGGACAGCACACAGGCGCAAUACAUCAUUCCUCCUUGGCUCGAUGUCCUGCCCCAGAACGAUGCCGAGGCAAAGACAUCAUUUGAAUUUGCUAAUAAGGUGAAUCAAGUGUGCUCGAAACUACGAGCUCUCAUGUUGAAAGCCGAGCAAGACGGCGAACUUGAGGGAGGAAAAAAGAUUGAGGAUGGGCACUUCCUGCUCCCAGUCUUGACCACAUUUGCCAGGGAGACGCCACCAAAGCUGGAGGAGGCACUUACACUCAUCAAGGAGAACGCCAUUGCAAAGUCAAAGCAACAAGCCAUCCCGUCAAAGAAGCCGCCUUUGUUUUCGGAUGUCGCCCAGAGCUCCAUUCAAUACUUGGCUUUUCUUGCAGACCAUGAGCUCAUCUUUAAUGUCGGGCUUGGGCUGUAUGACUUUGACGUUGCCCGAGCGUGUGCGAGAAACUCUCAGAUGGAUCCAAAGGUCUACUUGCCGCUUUUAAAGCGUCUGCGGUCGUUACCAGAAUACUAUGCCCGGUAUGAAGUGGACAUGCGAUUGAAACGAUACGAAAAAGCCUUGCAGAAUGUCUUCGAGUCUGGAUUGCGUUCAGAGUGUUUGGAUGGAAUUGAACCAACCCAAAUCAACAAAAGCGACGAAGCCCUGCCAGUGGGGAACGAAUUCGAGAAUUGUAUGAGUCUUAUCAGCGCCCACAACCUGCACAGUGUUGGGCUAACCCUCUUCGAUAACGACGAGGCAAAGAAACGGUUGAUCAUGUCUUCACUUGGCGACAAUCUGUUGGCAGAAGGCAAGGCGGCAUCAGCAUUGACUGUCUUCCUUGCCACGGUCCCAGUCGACAUUGAACGAGCCAAACGCGCGGCCCGAGCAGCAAAGAACUGGCGAUGUUUCUUCACGCUUGCCUUUGAGCAAAACGGGCAAUCAGACGAAGCGGCCGAGCAAGAACGAAAGACAGCGGCUUCGGAGAUUGCCAGUGGAAUUGCUUUGGCAUCAGAAAACCAGUAUGGGUGCCGAUUCGACUUUGGCGAUGCUGCCAGGAUACUGCUCGACUACGGAGGGGAUCUGGAUGGUGCGUUGGAGCUUUGGAUCCAAGGUUGGUCUUGGAGUGAAGGGUGUCGAGUUGCUACCCUGCACGGGCGAUCGGACUUGUUUGAGAGGUGUGUGGAAGCAGCUGUCGCUUUCGUCCAGACGGCAAAGGAAGAUUUGGACGAACGCAAGGCAUCGUAUCUUACCGCUAACCUACGGUAUGGAGAAGUGUUGGAGCUCCGAAAGGACGCUGUGCGUUCGGGGGAGAACGACGAAGCCCAGAUGCCGGACCACCAGGAUACCGGCAGUGUCUUCUCUGUGGCUUCCAACGUUUCCAACUUGAGCAUGCACAGCACUUCCAGCACAGGGAGUUUGUCUAGUGUCAUCAGCAUCAAGUCUGCAAACUCAUUCAGCAUUUCAGGUAGAGAAGAAGACACCCGACACAAGUCGAAGUUCAACGCGAUGGGCGGCAAGAGCCAAAAGAAGAAGAAGAAGAAAAAGAAGAAACCUUGCAAGAACAGAAUACAGCCCGGUAGUGCUGAGGAGCUCAAGAGUCUGGUAGACACGAUGCGAUCAAGUUGCGUGGACGACGAGUUUGCAGCUGUCAUCUACUCUACUAUCGAGUUCCUCGCCCAGACCGGGCGCUCUUUUGAAUCUGCAAGAGAGCUAUACAGGUGCUAUUUAGACUUUAGUGAUAGAAUCCAACAGACGCACGUUGAAAGGGCGAACGCUCCACGGGACGUCAACAAGAUCCCCGUGUCUCUACCAUGCGAAGAAGCAGUUGCUGGACUGGGUUGCCCGAAGCUUGCUGCCACACUCCACGAUGUGUUUACCAUGCUUUAA